Xiphophorus hellerii (green swordtail) is the source of this 1938-nucleotide messenger RNA. Its product is annotated as transmembrane protein KIAA1109 homolog. The transcript is spliced from 13 exons. The record is from RefSeq and is a predicted model, not a curated record. The coding region runs from base 1 to 1917 and encodes 638 amino acids. Gene Ontology annotation, biological process: synaptic vesicle endocytosis. NCBI's taxonomy places the organism in Eukaryota, Metazoa, Chordata, Actinopteri, Cyprinodontiformes, Poeciliidae.
AUGUCGGUGGCCGAGAGCGAGGCCUACUUCUCCGCCACCGAGGACUUCGAGCCGAUCAGCAGCGCCGACGAGGGGCCCGGCACGUACCCGGGUCGCAAGAAGAAGAGGCGGCAGCAGAUGCAGCAGCCGCAGCAGCCGCCGUACCACAUGGAGAGCUACAGAGCCAGGCCCGGCAGCGCUGGGGGGGUUCUGGGGGACAUUGCCCGUCCACAGAGUCAGCUGUGCCCCCCUGGACUGGAAGCUCCGCAGCUCAAUCUACCACAGCGUGGAGGGGCCUCUGACCUACGUCCUGAACGGGGAGCUGAUCACGGACCCCGCCCCCCGCCGCCGCCCCAGCCGCUGGCCGCCCACCCGUCCCAGGCCUCCUUCGUGUCGGCGCUGGCCAUGGAGGAGGAGAGUUCUGUGGAGGCGGAGAAGACGGCCGAGCCCGGCCCGGUGACCCGGCAGCCUCACGUCAUGGCCUGCUACCAGAACUACCUGGCCCACUACCAGGUGUCCAACUGGUCCGUCAAAGCAGCCGACCAACAAGAGAACCUCCAAGUCGUCUCUGCACCGGCCACUGGACCUGGACACGCCCACCAGCGAGGAAAGCUCCGCCUCCUUGACCAGCUGGCUGUGCCCGGCUUCAAGGUGAUCAAGCCGGGCCUGUCGGCCACCUCCCUGCUGGACCGCGGGCUCCAGCUGAUGGGCGACAACACCAGCACGCCGUACACGCCGCUGGAUAAAAGAGCCAUGGAGAACACGGACGAGGACACGACGACGGACGACUGGUCGCUGGAGCAGCCGCUGGCUCAGACCAGAACCACGGCCAUCGUGGAGGUGAAAGGCGCCGUCAACGUGGUUCUGACGCCGCUGGUGGCCGAGUCCCUGGACAGAUACAUCGAGUCCAUGGUCCACUUCGAAAGCGUCCGGCACCCGGCGGCCAUCUUGGACGACCUGCACGGUAAAGUGCUGACCGAGGCGUAUCAGAUCAGCAAGUCCACGGUGGCCGAGUCGAGUCAGACGGCCAAGCCGGAGCAAAAGCUGUCCAAGCCGGACGCCGCCACCCUGACCUCCAGCGGACAGACGGAGCUGUCCGUCAAACCCGACAACGUCAAGAUAAAGGGGCUCCAGGCCAACGUCUCCAUCCCAAAGGUGAACCUUUGCCUCCUGCAGGCCUCCGUAGAGGAAGGCUCCCCGUCCGCUAAAUGCGUCCCACACGUGUCUCUGGUGGCGCUGUGCUUCGACCGGAUCGCCACCCAGUUCAGGAUGAACCGGGGGAUCGUUGAGGAGACACCGAACGCCACCGAACAUGGCCGACCAUCCGUCAUGUUGGAGAAGUACGCGUCGGCCACCAAGAUGCAGCCGCAGUCGUCCGGGUCGCUGCGCUCCAACGCCGGCAUCGAGAAGGGCAAAGAGAUCGCUGCCAGGCUGAACGUCCACCGGAUCCACAGCCAGCUGCGCGGACUGGACUCCACAGACGUGGGGACGUUCGCCAUCACCGCCAUCCCGUUCGAGAAGUCCAAGGUUCUGUUCGGCCUGGAGGACCUGGACGAGUUCUCCCUGGUGGACGAGACGGACGGCCAGGCGGCGCCGAGCGACCCGACUCGCACCGCUGCCUCGCUGGAGAAAUGGGGCUGGAUCAUGUUCGAAUGCGGCAUCGAGAACCUCACUAUCAAAGGCGGCCGUCAGUCCGGCGCCGUUCUCUACAACGCCUUCGGCGUCAUGGGACACUCGGACGGCGGCGGGAAGACCGGGACCGGCAAGUCCAACGGCUCCACAGGAUCCCAGACCGGGAGCGGCUACAGCACCGACGUUUCCGACGACAACCUGCCCAACGACGUCAUCAGCCCCAACUCUGACGCCAACGACAACUCGGACUCGGACGAGCAGGAUGAAGGCGUGGAGUCUGACGACCUGAAGAAAGAUCUCCCCUGAUGCCGCCGCCGCCGACUCCAG